Tuber melanosporum (Perigord truffle) is the source of this 2813-nucleotide messenger RNA. RefSeq lists its product as uncharacterized. Gene Ontology annotation, molecular function: protein binding. Bases 226 to 1821 code for a protein of 531 amino acids. Lineage: Eukaryota; Fungi; Ascomycota; Pezizomycetes; Pezizales; Tuberaceae. The record is from RefSeq and is a predicted model, not a curated record. Gene Ontology annotation, cellular component: U1 snRNP; commitment complex; U2-type prespliceosome. The transcript is spliced from 8 exons. Gene Ontology annotation, biological process: RNA processing; mRNA 5'-splice site recognition.
CCUUCCCAUCGCCCUAUCGCGACACUUCAUCUCUAUCCCCGCCUCGACGAUCAUUUUCAACACAUCUCCGCCCCUUCCACCCGACACAAACUCCCUCCCACCCAAACUUCUGUCACGCAUCGCGUCGAGAGCGCGCGCACCCUCGCACCCUCUUCUCCGCUUACCGCCGUUGCAAACGAACGAAAAUACCACUCAAAUAACCAAUAAUAGGUGACGAUAUAUAAAAUGGCUGAUUAUAUGGAGACUGGCCACGUCACCGAUGAUCUCAAACCCGAAUUUGCAGAAUACGAGAAGGCUAACCGUGCUGCCAUCGAGGACCCUGAUGACUUUGAAGCCUGGGAAAAGCUUGUCCGUACCACCGAACAGUUGGAGGGAGGUUUGACUCGCAAUAGUUCGCCUCAGGCUAUCGCUGCUACUAGAGGGGUUUUCGAUCGCUUUUUGGCGAGGUUCCCAUUGCUCUUUGGGUACUGGAAGAAAUAUGCCGAUUUGGAGUUUAGUAUUGCGGGGACUGAGGCAGCCGAGAUGGUAUAUGAGCGUGGAGUCGCCAGUAUUACCAACUCUGUCGAUCUAUGGACCAAUUAUUGCAAUUUCAAAGUCGAGACUAGCCAUGAUCCCGAUGUUAUCCGAGAGUUGUUCGAGCGUGGUGCGAAUUCAGUUGGCUUGGACUUUCUUGCCCAUCCCUUUUGGGACAAGUAUAUUGAAUUCGAAGAACGAUUGGAAUGCGAGGACAAAAUAGUUGCCAUUCUAGACCGUGUCAUUCAUAUUCCUAUGCACCAGUAUGCCCGUUAUUUCGAACGUUUCCGCCAACUGGCCCAGACCCGUCCUCUCGAGGAGUUGCUACCCUCGGAUACCCUAGCCCACCCCCGGCCGCUGUUCAGGCCGCGUGGGGAAUUGGAAAUUGAGAGGGAGAUGAGGGUCAGGAUUGAUAAUUUCCACUUGGAAAUAUUUUCCCGUACACAGACUGAGACAACCAAGAGGUGGACUUACGAGUCCGAAAUCAAACGCCCAUACUUCCAUGUCAACGAACUGGAUGAGCCGCAAUUGGUGAAUUGGCGGAAAUAUCUUGAUUUCGAAGAGGUGGAGGGUGAUUUCACUAGAACACAAUUUCUUUACGAGCGUUGUCUUGUUACCGCUGCAUUUUAUGAUGAAUUCUGGUAUCGUUAUGCGAGAUGGAUGUCCGCCCAGGAUGGUAAAGAGGAAGAAGUCAGAAACAUUUACCAGAGAGCUAGCAUGGCUUUCGUGCCCAUCACGCGACCGGGUAUCCGAAUCCAGUACGCGCAUUUCGAGGAGUCCCAAGGGAGGGUUGACAUGGCGAGAGCAGUCUUGGAAUCCAUUCUUGAGCAGCUGCCUGGACACAUUGAGACAAUUGUAGCCUGGGCGAACCUUGAUCGCAGACAGGGCGGACUUGACGCCGCAAUCGCCAUCUACCGAGCCCAGAUUGAAAGCGACAAAUGUGACAUCUACGCAAAGGGUGCUCUUACUGCAGAAUGGGCCCGCCUUCUGUGGAAAAUCAAGGGUAGCGUUGAUGAAGCACGCCAGGUUUACCAAAAAAAUCACCAUUGGUACCUUGACAGCAGAUACUUCUGGAUCAACUAUUUACAGUUUGAGAUGGAGCAACCAACAAGCGCCGAGACAGAACACCAGAAUCAUGAUAGGAUCCGCCAGGUAGUUGAUGAUAUCCGUAAGAAGAGUCAUCUUCCACCAAUCGCCAUCAAGGAUUUGACGCACUUCUACAUGGUAUAUCUGUUGGAGCGCGGCGGUAAAGAUGCUGCUAAGGAGUACAUGGUAUUAGAUCGUGAGGUCAAUGGGCAAGUCAAAUAAUUUCUCCCUUCUUGAAUCCCUCCCUUGUCCCCCCCCCCUCGAGCCCAGCGCCUCACAGGACAGGUUUUGUGACUUCAAUUCGUCACUCCAUCCGCGACGAAGCCUAAUGGGCUUGCCCCAUCGGGCACCGAAUUAACUUCUAACUGAGCAAAUCAUUCCUCUCCUCCCCUUCUCCCCAUGUCGGUUUGAUCCACUCUUCUGACCUAGCAAUCCCCUGUAAACCUUAUCCCAUUCAUUGUAUUAUAAUUCUUUCCCUAGCAAGCUUGCGUUAUUCUUCCCCAUGUAUCCCUUUACACUAGUAUGCUCACCUACUCAUUUCUCCUUCCUUCCUAUCUACCCUCAUAUGUUUUCAUCGCUAACGCUGUCGCUUUCUAUAGACCUUUCUCUGUUCAAUCUGUGAACAAAUCGAAGCUAGCCGAGGAUGGGAAAGAGUCCACAACUGACCGCCGUCUCAUGAUGGAGAAUGGCCAUCCCGGAGUUGAAAUUGAUGAGGCUGCCAUUCGUAGAGGCGAAAAUCCUUAUACCAAGUACUUCCAACAACAAGGGGAGCAACCACAGACUACCCCAGCACAGGCUUAUUAGUUUGCAAACCCAGUAAACAGAAAUUUGCCAUGGCUUCCCCUUACUGUCCCCCUCUUUUGCUAUAUUUUCCUCGAUCACCCUCACCUCACGCUUUGAGGGCAAACCUAAUGACCAAAAUCCAAAAAAUCUUUUUUAACUUUUCUGUGACACAAAACUCUCCACCACGACUUUUUGCUCUUGUAUCCUAGUCUCUUGUCUGUAGUUAUAUUUUCUCCAGCCUCUUCCCUUAUUUCUCCACACCCCCUCUUAACGGGGAGUUGUUUACGUCUACACAGGCAGGAGGAUCUCUACAGGGCGGUGAAAGUUAUACUCCAGUCUAGUCUAUCUACUUAGCAUAACUUAGUCUAGUUAUUUUUUUUUCUCCUUGCUUCUUCUGCUCUCGGUCCGAAUAAAUAAAUGAAAUACUUUGC